CCUGAUUUCUGUUCGAAAACAAGAUUUUCCGAUUCCGCUGGCUGCUUGCAAGCGCGGACUUCAGUUAGGGUUUAAUUCAUAUUCGAGCUCGCUUGCGUAGAGAUUUCACCACCGCCAGAUUUCUCAGCUCGUCAAACCUACCGGAGGAUGCGCAUUCCUCGUUGACACUCUGGCUCUGCUAUCUUUUCCUUCAUCUUUUUCAACUUUCACUUGCCCUUAUUUUUUGUUCGGCUGCUGAGAAAAUAGACGACUGAAGAAAAGCAACACGAUCCUUUUCUUUUCUAUGAGUUGAUGCUUUUAAUUUAUCCGGCCGAUUUGAGUGCCGGUGAUAAAAGGUGAGCGCAAGGUCUUCCAUCAAAACAGGCAGAGGCAAUUGCAGCUGCUAUUACUGAAGUACUAAAUGACAGCUUAGAAAAUGUGUCACAUUCAUUUGUCUCCAAGGGCGAAAUACAGAAGACCGAGAUGCUUCAAAGAAGGUAAUCUCUCAAAGAUUAAAUCCCAAGUAAAAAAUUCUCAGGAGCAUCAUUUUUCUAUGUUGCAACGGGAAACUGAAAAACUUCGAGGUGACAUAGAGAAAAUGCGCAUUGAGUUGAGGUAUGAAAUUGACAAGGUCACAGCUGGACAGCGCCUGGAUUUGAAUCUUCAAAGAGGGCGUAUACGUGAUGAACUAGCUAAUCAGAAUGCAGAAACUACCAACCUAACAAACAAGUUAGAUCGGGAAAUUCAUGCAUUAAGAGCCCAAAUGGAAGCCGCAAAAUAUGAUGUCAUCAAAUACUGCAUUGGUACCCUUGUCUCCAUAUCUGCAGUUGGUCUAGCUGUACUCCGAAUCUUGAUGUAGGGUUAUCCUAUGCUGUUAGUAAUGCUGACUUCUACAUAAUCUUGAAAUGUCAUUCUUUUUCCGACAAUUGGAUCAAGGAAGAGAGGGUUGGGAAAUAUAGAUUGUUAUUGCAAGAUAAUAUCAAAGAGACAGAUCCAAGCAGGUCGGAACAAUUGCCAUUGCUUCUUUUUGGAUGAAGCACUCUUUGUUUUGCACAACUCUAUUUAACUUGCUUGUUUUUCUUCUAUUUAACAGCAAAGGUGUUGUUUGUAGCGUGUGCAGGACACACCUUC
Rubroshorea leprosula is the source of this 1110-nucleotide messenger RNA. NCBI's taxonomy places the organism in Eukaryota, Viridiplantae, Streptophyta, Magnoliopsida, Malvales, Dipterocarpaceae. The record is from the annotation of a GenBank genome assembly.